Messenger RNA from Alligator sinensis (Chinese alligator), 1858 nucleotides. RefSeq names its product solute carrier family 18 member B1 (gene SLC18B1). Lineage: Eukaryota; Metazoa; Chordata; Crocodylia; Alligatoridae. Gene Ontology annotation, biological process: transmembrane transport. The transcript is spliced from 14 exons. The annotation marks the transcript as partial. The record is from RefSeq and is a predicted model, not a curated record. Gene Ontology annotation, molecular function: transmembrane transporter activity.
GGCCGGGAGACGGUGCCUCCAGAGAAUGGUGGGCCAGAAGUGCUCAGCAAAGAGUCCAGCAGGCUUACCAGAGAGCAGCUAUUCACAAUUAUAGCAACAGCGUCUAUUAACUUCAGUUCAAUGAUAUGCUAUUCAAUCCUGGGACCCUUUUUUCCAAGAGAGGCAUUGAAGAAGGGCGCCAGUAACACAGUUGUUGGACUGAUUUUUGGAUGCUUUGCUUUAUUCAAUUUCUUGACUUCUUUAAUAUUAGGAAAGUAUCUUGUACAGAUUGGAGCAAAAUUCAUGUUUGUGACUGGGAUGUUUACAUCGGGGUGUGUUACUAUUCUAUUUGGCAUGCUGGACAAAGUGCCUGAUGGACCAGUAUUCAUUGGUUUGUGUUUUUUGGUUAGAGCAGUGGACGCAAUAGGUUUUGCUGCAGCAAUGACGGCAUCAUUUUCUAUCCUUGCAAAUGCUUUUCCUAAUAACAUAGCUACGGUACUGGGGAGCCUCGAAAUUUUUUCAGGGCUUGGACUGGUGCUUGGCCCACCUCUAGGGGGGUUUUUGUAUCAGUCCUUUGGCUAUGAAAUCCCUUUCAUAGUGCUAGGAUGUGUAGUGCUGAUCCUGGUGCCUCUGAACAUGUACAUCUUACCAAAAUACGAUUCAGCCCCUAGCAAGGACUCAUUCUGGAAGCUUAUUCUUCUGCCAAAAGUUGUACUUCUCUGUCUUGCUAUAUUUUCAUUAAGUGGAUGCUUGGGUUUUCUGGAUCCCACAAUGUCUCUCUUUGUUUCAGAGAAGUUCAAAUUACCAGCUGGCUAUGUGGGAUUAGUGUUCCUUGGCUUGGCACUAUCCUACUCCCUGUCUUCACCAUUACUUGGGGUCUUAAGUGAUAAAAUGCCGCACCUAAGGAAAUGGCUAAUGGUCUUUGGGGGCUUACUGACAUCCGUGUGCUAUUUCUUGUUAGGACCUGCUCCUGUCUUGCACAUUGAAAGUCAACUCUGGAUGUUUGUUCUUAUGCUAGUUUUGAUUGGCUUUUCACUUGGGAUGACUGGUAUCCCACUAUUUCCUGAAGUAAUCAGCUGUGCAUAUGAGAAUGGAUUUGAAGAAGGGUUAAGUUUGUUAGGACUGGUAUCGGGGCUCUUCAGUGCAAUGUGGUCACUAGGGUCUUUUGUAGGACCAACACUUGGUGGAUUCCUCAAUGACAAGCUGGGUUUUGAAUGGGCUGCAACCAUACAGGGAGGAUGGCCAUUACUGAGUGGACUAGGAAUUGGAAUAUUCUAUAUUCUUGAGACUUCGCAAAGAAAGAGGUCUAACCUGCAAAAUCCUCCUGAUACAAAUGAAGAAAGAGCUCAUCUGUUGGGCAGUGAAACAUAGCCAGAAAUAUUGUUGGACUAGCUCUUACAUUUGUGGCUAACCUAAUGCUGAGACCAAGUGGGCUUAACAUGGUAUCAAACAAUUCUAGUGGUGCUAAGGUGCAUCUUCCCAUAAUAAAUAGUGAUUUGGUUUAUUUUUAGUUGUGAUACAACUACACAACUGAAGAAGCAAUCAUUUGACACUAAACACCGAAUGCCUUUCUCUUCAACAGUCCUUCUGUGGACUGCUUGAAUUUAUAAAUAACUGAGAGAGGUCACCCUGUUCAACUCUUCUUUGCACUGUACACUGAAGAUAUAUUAGGCACCUUGUAAAAAGCAUGUGUUUCACAACAUUAAAUUUAUACCUGCCAUAGACUGUUUCUGGACCCCCUGUCACUCCAGUUUUACUACGUUUUAUUAUAAUUUUUUUAAAGAAAAAACUUUCAAAACUUCUUAACUGAGGAACUAAAAUGUUGAAAUAGCAAAGCUGUAAACACAAUGCUCUUUUAAAUAAAAUAGCUAAUUUCUAA